This is a messenger RNA of Spirodela intermedia, 1236 nucleotides long. The record is from the annotation of a GenBank genome assembly. Lineage: Eukaryota; Viridiplantae; Streptophyta; Magnoliopsida; Alismatales; Araceae.
AUGCAUCAGUUUGAUGUGAAGAAUGCAUUUCUUCAAAGAAAUUUGGAGGAAGAAGCAUAUGUAAAUGUACCUCUAGGUUACACAUUUACCCAUCAAAAUAAUGUUAUUUGCAGCUUGAAGAAAUCUCUAUAUGGCUUAAAACAAUCACCUUGAACCUGGUUUGGGAGAUUCACUUAAGCUAUGAAAGGAUUUGGGUACAUACAAAGCAAAUGGGGAUCACACUCUCUUUAUUAAGCGUGGUGACCCAAAUAAGGUUACAGCCUUAAUUGUGUAUGCAGAUGAUAUCAUCAUAACAGGAGAUGACAUUCAAGAGACUAAAUGCCUUGGUCAAAAUCUAUCUAGAGAAUUUGAUAUCAAAUAUCUAGGAAGAUUAAAAUAUUUCUUGGGAAUUGAGGUUGCAUAUUCAAAAGGUGUAUUUCUUUCACAACACAAGUAUAUUCUUGAUUUACUUCAAAAGACUGGAAAUUGGAGUGUAAACCUGCUGACACUCCAAUUGAUCCCAACCUAAGUUUGGGAGAAGGUAAAGACUUUGAUCAGGUGGAAAAAAGCUCAUAUCGAUGGUUGAUUGAAAGGUUGAUAUAUCUAAAUCAUACCCGUCCGGAUAUAACAUUUGCAGUGAAUGUACUCAGUCAGUAUACAAAUGAUCCAAGAAAGAUACACCUACAGACAGCAUAUCGACUGUUGAAAUAUUUAAAGACAACAACAGGACAGGGCAUUCUGUUCAAAAAAGGAGGGAAUCAAUCAGUUGAAAGCUAUACCAAUGCCAAUUAUGCAGGGUCUGUUAUAGAUCACAGAUCAACAUCAGGUUAUUGUACAUUUGUUUGUGGAAAUCUUGUGACUUGGAGAAGCAAAAAGAAACAAGUAGUUGCACAAUCUGGUGCUGAAGCAAAAUUCAGGGCGUUGGCCCAAGGGAUACGUGAAGACUUAUGGAUUCGAGGUUUACUGGAUGAAUUGAGAGUCAACCAAUCAAAACACAUGAAAUUAUUUUGUGACAACAAGUCAGCAAUAGCUAUUGCCCGAAAUCCUGUACAACAUGACAGGACUAAACAUAUUGAAGUAGAUCGACAUUUUAUCAAAGAAAAAGUAGAAACAAGAGAUGUAGAUCUGAUAUAUGUUGGGACAUCAGAACAUGUUGCUGGCAUAUUCACAAAAGGACUCACAAGACCAGUAUUUCAAAGGCUGGUGUCCAAGUUGGGCAUGGAAAACAUCCAUACCCAACUUGAGAAGGGGUGUUGA